UCGUCUCAUGUGUGAGACUCAAAAAUCUGAUAUCCCAAAAUAUGGCAGAACCAGAAGGGGAAGUAUGUUUCAACCUCCCAAAAUGUCUGAUCUGACAAUUAUUCUGCUGGGAGAAAAUCUCUCAGAGACUAACAGUGUGGGAAACUUAAUCCUGGGCAGAACUGCUUUUGAAACUAAAGCAUCUCCACAUUCAGUAGACCAGCAAAGGGAGACGGUUGAAGGACAGGUGGAUGAAAGACACAUUACCAUCAUCAACUCAUCUUACUAUGAUCCAGAAGUCUGUAAUAAGUGGUCGUCACUUUCAGCUCCCGGACCUCACACGGUUUUACUGGUGGUACAGCCAUCCAGUUUUACAGAAGAGGACAGAACCAGAGUAAAAAACAUGCUGAACUCCUUCAGUGAAGAAGCGCUGAACUAUUCCAUUGUGAUCAGUACAGACAAGGCUGAUGCUGGAAAGUCUGAUGCUUUUUACAGAUUACUAGAGGACUGUAAUGGGAGGUAUCGUGAAUUUACACAGUUACACACAUCUGACAAGGAUUCAGUUAGUCAGCUGUUUAAGGCCGUUGACAGAAUGGUAAAAGUGAAUGAAGGAACUCGUCUCAUGUGUGAGACUCAAAAAUCUGGUAAGUACUGACUUUAACAUAAUUAAGGAUGGAUUCACCAGUUUAUAAAU
Trichomycterus rosablanca is the source of this 673-nucleotide messenger RNA. RefSeq names its product GTPase IMAP family member 8-like. Gene Ontology annotation, molecular function: GTP binding. The coding region runs from base 8 to 634 and encodes 208 amino acids. The record is from RefSeq and is a predicted model, not a curated record. The transcript has 3 exons. NCBI's taxonomy places the organism in Eukaryota, Metazoa, Chordata, Actinopteri, Siluriformes, Trichomycteridae.